AUGAUACAACCUACUCCAGACAGGGUUGUUCUUUACAGAUCAAUCCAUCCACAGCUAGUGCCGGUAGCCAUGGUUAGCAGCAGAUUGCUACUGGUGGUCGUCGCUCUCCUAGCUCUCGCCGCCGGCCAUGGCGUCGUCGUCGUCGUUGCCUUCGACCCCAACCCUCUCCAGGACUUCUGCGUCGCCGACACGACAUCCAAAGUGAGAGUGAACGGGCUGCCGUGCAAGGACCCGGCGGCGGUGGUGGCGGACGACUUCUUCUUCUCCGGCGUCGGCGCCCCGGGGCGCGGCACGGCGAGCCGGCGGUACGGGUUCACGGCGCUGUCCGUGCAGAUCCCGGGGCUGAACACGCUGGGCGCGUCACACGCCCGCGUCGACGUGGCCCCCGGCGGCGUGUUCCCGCCGCACUACCACCCGAGGGCGUCGGAGACGGCGGUGGUGCUGGAGGGCGCCGUCUACUUCGGCUUCGUCUCCUCGUACCCGGACAACAAGGUCUUCGCCAAGGUGCUCCGGCGAGGCGACGUCUUCGCCGUGCCGCAGGGGCUCGUCCACUUCCUCUACAACAACGGCAGCGAGCCGGCUGCGCUGUACGCGUCGCUGAGCAGCCAGAACCCCGGGCUCGUGCUCGUCGGCGACGCGCUCUUCGCCUCGCCGCUCCCCGGCGACCUCCUCGCCAAGACGCUCCUCACCGACGAGGGCACCGUCGACAAGAUCAGAGCCAACUUCCACCGGACUUGAUGAACACAACUUAUAUUAAAUUCGGUUUAAUAUUAUUUUUUUAAAAAAGUUAUUGUGGAGAAUUAACGUAAUUAUGAUUUGCUGGAUAAUUAAUUCGCCAUGGAAUAAUCGUUUGCAUGGAUGAAACCGAGAAAUAUGGUCAUGUAAUACUAUAUAUAUCCAAGUCAAAAUUAUGUGCUUUGACAUAAUAUUAUCCAAGAAUAACACUC
Molecule: messenger RNA, 947 nt
Organism: Oryza brachyantha (malo sina)
Lineage: Eukaryota; Viridiplantae; Streptophyta; Magnoliopsida; Poales; Poaceae
Product: germin-like protein 5-1
Exons: 3
Coding region: 1-738 (245 amino acids)
Cellular component (GO): cell wall
Molecular function (GO): manganese ion binding
Source: RefSeq, a predicted model, not a curated record